UUUGACGAUACAGUGUUAUCGGCAGUUUGUUUCAUUUUUCGUGGGUAUAAAAAUCCGUUUCACUACCAAAACCCCAUGCACUGUGAGAAGAAAUUUUAAAAAGCGCGUCUACGUGUCUCUCUCUCACCGAAUCUUCAGAUCUCCUUCUUCUUCUUCUUCUUUCUCUUCUUUUCUGAACUGUUGAUUUCUAGGCAUUUGAAUUGUUCUUCGAAGCUCUGAAUCUGAGCAACAAUGCCGGUGAAAGGGAGGCACUCGCGCGCUCCGUCUCGGAAAUCGUCUUCGUCUACCUUUGUUUUAGCUAUGUUGAUCAUGUUCUCCUUCCUUGUUCUCAUCCUUCUUGCUCUCGGAAUCCUCUCCAUUCCCAGCAGUUCCCGCAAAUCUCAGAAAGCCAUUGAUCUCAGCUCAAUCGUUCACAAGACUCUGGACAGUGAAGAAGAUGACGGCAGAGGUGAUCAAUGGGUCGAAGUCAUCUCUUGGGAGCCAAGAGCCUUCAUUUAUCAUAAUUUUUUGUCUGAGGCUGAAUGCGAUUAUCUGAUCAAUCUUGCUAAGCCUCACAUGCAAAAGUCCGAAGUUGUUGAUAGUGAGACUGGCAAGAGUAAAGAUAGUAGGGUGCGUACUAGCUCUGGAACUUUUCUGGCUAGAGGACGUGAUAAAAUAAUCCGGAACAUUGAGAAAAGAAUUGCAGAUUUCACCUUCAUACCUGUAGAAAAUGGGGAAGGACUUCAAAUUCUCCACUAUGAAGUGGGCCAAAAAUAUGAACCUCACUACGACUACUUUCUUGACGACUUUAACACUAAGAAUGGGGGUCAACGCAUUGCUACAGUUCUAAUGUACCUCUCAGAUGUUGAAGAAGGGGGUGAGACGGUAUUUCCUGUUGCCAAAGGAAAUUAUAGUUCUGUGCCUUGGUGGAAUGAGCUAUCUGAAUGCGGAAAAGGAGGACUUUCUGUUAAACCAAAGAUGGGUGAUGCGUUGCUUUUCUGGAGCAUGAAGCCUGAUGCAACUCCAGAUCCUUCAAGUUUGCAUGGUGGCUGUCCUGUUAUUAAAGGGAACAAGUGGUCGUCUACAAAAUGGAUACGUAUACAUGAGUAUCAUGCGUAGUUUACUGUGCCAAAGGUUUGAGGCAAAAGUUUUCAUGAGCUCAUUCUGUAUUGUUUAGCAAACGGUGUCGAGAGUCUCGGGUGAAGCUCCUGAGCUAUCCUCUAUAUGACUAACUUAUACAUGUUUUCAUGCUUCAUGCAAAUCAAUUUUGAUGUACAACUAUUUCACUGCCAAAUUAUACUCUUGCUCAUUACAGUCAAAUGAGAUGUUAUAGACAUGUUGGUGAUCUCAUUUAUGAUUCAUCUAUCUUAUUACCACGUACAAUAAAGAUUGGGUGUUUUCAUAUGCAUUUAAGCAUAAUUUUUU
This is a messenger RNA of Cornus florida, 1404 nucleotides long. RefSeq names its product probable prolyl 4-hydroxylase 10. The transcript has 8 exons. Gene Ontology annotation, cellular component: endoplasmic reticulum. Bases 232 to 1098 code for a protein of 288 amino acids. NCBI's taxonomy places the organism in Eukaryota, Viridiplantae, Streptophyta, Magnoliopsida, Cornales, Cornaceae. Gene Ontology annotation, molecular function: procollagen-proline 4-dioxygenase activity; L-ascorbic acid binding; iron ion binding. Gene Ontology annotation, biological process: peptidyl-proline hydroxylation to 4-hydroxy-L-proline. The record is from RefSeq and is a predicted model, not a curated record.